Messenger RNA from Aspergillus caelatus, 553 nucleotides. RefSeq lists its product as uncharacterized. The record is from RefSeq and is a predicted model, not a curated record. The transcript has 4 exons. The coding region runs from base 74 to 379 and encodes 101 amino acids. NCBI's taxonomy places the organism in Eukaryota, Fungi, Ascomycota, Eurotiomycetes, Eurotiales, Aspergillaceae.
UCUAAAUCCACCUGAAACUCCUCGAUAGCAAGACUCACUUUAGCUUCCUUGCAUCCUUUCGAUUUUGUCCACUAUGAGUCCAUACAAGUCUUACAAAACCGGGGAAGGCUUCAACACCGCCCUAGGUGCCGGCUUGAACAGUACAUGGUCUGGGGCAGAUGCCGUCCAUGGUAUUGUCAAUGCUGGGGUUAAGAUCGAAGGUGCCGUUGCUGAGCACCAGUGGACCAAAGCGAGGGUCAACGAACAAUUGCAGAGAGCUCAGUACCCGGAUGGCAAGCCUAGGGUUGAUCACUCGGCGCAGUACCAGGCUGCGAACCCUACACUGAGCAAUCUUGGGAAUGACCAGCAACUUUAUAAUCGUGUCAAUGGGCAACGUUAGGAACGCGAUUGAGUACCGGAGGACUGGAUGUGCUGGAGAUGUUAAUCUGCUUGAUUUCGGAUAAGCAUGUGGUCGAAUUAUAUGGAGGAUAUUUUUUUACUCUUUGGUACGUUGGGCAUAACUAGGAUAACUGUCACAUUGCAUGUUAUGGAAUGCCACUAUUUGUCUAUCGAA